UGCUGUCAUCUUAGGAUUGUGUCUAUCUGUCUGUCAUCUCUUCACGUUUUCUUAAUUUGUUUACUUCUAAUGUUUAGUUGUUGAACUCAAAUACCGCUCAAUUUUCUUUACUUUUUUUUUAGUAUUAUUUUUUUAUUUUCUUUUAUUUCUUAGUAUUAAAAGCUUCAGAUCAAAAAAAGAAAAACUCAUUGUGUUUUGGAGUUAAGAAAGAAGAAAGAGCAUCAUCAUCAUCAUCAUCAGUUAAAGUUGUUGCAGCAACUGGAUCUACCCUUUGGUUUCUGUUAUGGCUUUUUCUUUCAAUCAAAGACUUUACCUUUGUUCUUCACUUCUCCUAAUCAUGGUUCUCUCUGUUUCUUCUUCACCUUCCACUUUUCUUUCUGAGACCAUUUUCGAUUCUCAGGCGCAUACGGGUCGGAAUCUUCUUCAGGCUAUGAAAGGUUGUUCUGUGAAUUUUGAGUUUUUAAACUACACAAUAAUCACAAGCAAAUGCAAAGGACCCAAGUACCCUCCCAAAGACUGUUGUGGGGCAUUUAAAGAAUUUGCUUGCCCUUAUGCCACUCAGUUAAAUGAUUUAACCACUGAUUGUGCCUCAACCAUGUUUAGUUACAUUAAUCUAUAUGGAAGAUACCCUCCUGGCCUCUUUUCUAGCGAGUGUCGCGAAGGCAAGGAAGGUCUUGCCUGUCCUGCAUUGCCACCAUCGGAGUCAGCCAAAGAUACUACCGGAAAUAAUCAAAUCGUACAUUGUCCAUCUCUGCUGCUGAUGCUCACAGCCUGCUUCUUAAUCUUGUUAUUCUGAUAUUACAAUACCCAACUUUCAUUAUUUUCUUGCAUUAUAUUGAUGUAUAAUCAGCAGGCUUUUUAUGAUACAGCAUGUUCACUAUUGUCUUUGCCGGUUGAUUGUGCUAGAGCUGAGAUCAUUAACAUAUGCUUAAGAUUAGUUUCUAUCCUUUUGUGUUUUACUACUUAAUAUAGUCAACUCUGCUGUAUCUGAGUGUUGUUUACAUAUUGUAAGUUUGCUUGGGAC
Molecule: messenger RNA, 1024 nt
Organism: Gastrolobium bilobum
Lineage: Eukaryota; Viridiplantae; Streptophyta; Magnoliopsida; Fabales; Fabaceae
Product: GPI-anchored protein LLG1
Exons: 3
Coding region: 284-796 (170 amino acids)
Source: RefSeq, a predicted model, not a curated record